This is a messenger RNA of Tetranychus urticae (two-spotted spider mite), 1221 nucleotides long. RefSeq names its product mitochondrial ribosomal protein L39 (gene mRpL39). Gene Ontology annotation, cellular component: mitochondrion. NCBI's taxonomy places the organism in Eukaryota, Metazoa, Arthropoda, Arachnida, Trombidiformes, Tetranychidae. The record is from RefSeq and is a predicted model, not a curated record. Gene Ontology annotation, molecular function: nucleotide binding; RNA binding.
UGGAAAUAAUAACAUGGUUGUGUUUUUAAAAGUGAAGGUUCAGAAUAAUGCUUGUAGUUGAACAUGCUACAAGAUGAGCGCUGAAUUUUUUUAGUCUAUUUAUUCUUAUUGUUUGUUUUCAAUUUUUAAACACUCUUCAAAUCAACAUGUAUGCUUAUACUCUUCGUUUGAGAUUUAUUCUAUCUAAAACUGUUGAAAGUGUUUUUACCAAACGUUACCAAUCCAGUCUACCGGCAAGUAAAUAUGAUUAUAUUUUGGAUCGAAGUGAAUCUAAUCGAUUAAGGAAUGAAAUAUUCGAUGAGGAGAAAAAACGGCAAUCCAAAUUGAUUCCUCGGAUUGAAAAGAUAGAAGUCCAAGUAAAGAAUGUGAAACCCUUUGGAGAUGCAACUCUUAUCAUGAAUAAACAUGCCUCCACACCAUAUCAUUGUGCUCAGCAUUUUUCUCAGUUAAUCUCCGAUAGAUCAAUUAUAGCUGUAGUUGAUGGUAAAAAUCUAUGGGACAUGCAUAGACCUUUAAAUGACAGUUGCAUCCUGGAGUUUAAACAUUUUAAAGAUGAAGAUCCAACUGAGGUCAAUAGAGCAUUUUGGAGAAGCUGCUCUUUUCUCCUGGGCAUGGUUGUACAACGAGCAUUCAAAAGUGAGAUACCAGUUUACUUACAUUCAUGGCCUAAACCAUCCAUUCGAUCUGGCUGUUUUAUUUACGAUGUUCAAUUACCCAGUUUACCUGAUUGGAAACCAGAUAAAGAGGAAAUUCGUAGCCUAACAGCGAUGUUCUGGAAACUUAAUGCUUCAACCAAGAGCCCUUUUGAGAGACUUGAUGUUAAACCUUCAAUAGCAAAAGAUAUUUUUAAGGAUAACAAAUUCAAGUCACAACAAGUAGAUAAAAUAGAAAAAGAAAUCGGUGAAAAUGGUCAGAUCGCACUUUAUCGUUUAUCUGAUCAUAUUGAUUUCAGUGUUGGUCCAAUGAUACCAGAUACAAGUCAUAUUGGCCGAGUGUCAGUUGCAUGUGUUCAUAAAUUAGACAGUGAUAUUGAAAAUUUGUAUAGAUUUCAAGGUGUAGCUAUACCUUCUAAGCUUCCUAUUCAUUUCUUUCCUUAUCGAAUUCUUUUGGAUCGCGCUUCAAAACCCAAGACCAAUUUGAUCCCGCAAUCACAAACUUAGCUGUAAAACUACCAAUGUAAAAUAUCUUUCUCAUACAUAAACUAUAGUUCAUCCUCGAUAA